This is a messenger RNA of Scatophagus argus, 1353 nucleotides long. RefSeq names its product CD151 molecule (gene cd151). Gene Ontology annotation, cellular component: membrane. The transcript has 9 exons. Bases 177 to 950 code for a protein of 257 amino acids. The record is from RefSeq and is a predicted model, not a curated record. NCBI's taxonomy places the organism in Eukaryota, Metazoa, Chordata, Actinopteri, Scatophagidae.
CCAAAAGAGGACGCUCACAGACGCUCUGACGCUUUGGUAGGCUUGGGUCUGUGUGUCUGUGAACUUACACCGUUGAAGUUAACCUUCAAAUACAGCAGCACGUUGACACUGGUGGGACCUGGGAAGACGUUACCCCGAUAAUCUACAUCCUUGAGGGUCCACCAUCUAAAAUCAGAAUGGAAGCUCGGGGUGAAAAAACACACGGCUGUGGGACAAUUUGUCUGAAAUAUCUGCUUCUUCUCUUUAACAUUCUUUUUUGGCUGGCAGGAGGCGCUGUACUGGCGGUGGGAGUGUGGACUCUGGUGGAUAAGAGCGACUACAUCAGUUUACUGAACUCCAGCCUCUAUUCGGCCUCAGCUUAUAUCCUGAUAGCUGCUGGGCUCAUUGUGAUAGUGACCGGGAUAAUUGGAUGCUGUGCCACUCUGAAGGAGAUGAAGAGUCUUUUGAUUGUGUAUUUGUGCUUGUUGCUCUGUAUUUUCCUGCUGGAAAUUAUUGCCGGCGUGCUGGCCUACAUAACCUACCAAGAGUGUUUCCCUUUCUGCUACCAGCUGGGCGAAGAGCUCAGACAGAACCUGAAGGUGACCAUGCAGCAGAAAUACCAGCAGCCAGGGGAGGAGAGCAUCACGCAGGCUGUGGAUAAACUCCAGCAAGAGUUUAAGUGCUGUGGCAGUCACAACUUCUCAGACUGGACCGACAGCGAGUGGAUCCGGGUGAAUGAGCGGCUUGUUCCUGAUAGCUGCUGUAAAACUCCCAGUGACCUCUGUGGCCGCAGGGAUCACCCCUCCAACAUCUAUAAGGUGGAGGGAGGCUGUAUCAUGAAAUUAGAGGACUUCAUCUUGAGUCAGCUGUAUAUUCUCGGUGCAGUGGGCAUUGGGAUUGCAUUUCUGCAGCUUGUGGGGAUGAUGUUUACUUGCUGCCUUUAUCGAAAUUUGGAAGAAGAUACAUACUGAUUUUUGACCCUCUUUAAUAUCACAGAAUCAAACAGUCAAAUCAUGAACUGUAAACUGUUGUGGAUGGUGUGAAGCUGCCAACUCAGACGAUGACAUGAUGAGAAAAUACAGACACUACAGAUACCUUGUUGCUGCUGGGCAGCACUGUAAUUAUUGUGCCAAAUGCCACUGCAUGCUUUUAAGUGUGUUUUGUUUUAUGUUACGACAAUGACUUGUUGAAUGAAAAAUACCUUUGAGAAAUGUGAGCAUGCUGUGGCUGUAUAAUUGCAAUCAGCGUUGGUCUGUUUUUUAAUGUAUGUAUGGUAUAUUGUUAUGGAGUUAUAAAUUAGAAAAUGGAUUUAAGAAACAUUUUUGUUUGUUGAGCUGCAAAUAAAAACGCUUGUCAUUUAUUAUUCCCAACCAA